AUGAAUAACAUUAUCAAAAAUUGCAAGAAGUCUGUUGAUGGUAAAAGAAAAGACAUUUCUCACUUGAUAUUUUAUAACAAUCCCUUUCUUACUCUUGCACCGCUUUUAUCUUACUUUAAAAUGGCCCCACGCACACCAAGAAACACUAGACGUAUAUCUACCUCCAGUGAAGAGAGUAUCUCUCUUUCCCAAGUUAUAGCUGGCCAUGUUGGACGACAUGCAAUUGUCUCCCAGCCAGUACCUGUUUCCAGCAGUGAUGAGCGCCUGAAUCAGAUGUCCUUGGACUUACAGGGCAUUAUUAUGCAGCUUGUAUUGAUUAAUAGAAAGAUCUGGAAAAGGAACCUGAAGUUCAGAGACUCUUCUGUCAUUGCUGAGAAUGAGGCAAGAAGAAGAUGGAACGUUACUGAGUGCAUCAAUCAUCCCGAAAAUGCUGCACUCGUUGAUUAUCUUUGUCAGUACAUUCUUGCGCAACCUUGUGCAAGAGAUUUCUGGUCCAGCAUGGUGUGUUUUAUUAAAAAUAUAUUAUAUUUACCUUACAUUUUUUUGAUUCUUGCCCAUCAUACGUAUACGUACCUGACGAACUGGAGGUUGAUUGACAAUGAGAUGGGCCAUGAAGUUGGAUUUCUUUCUGAGAUAUCGUUCCUCUAUCUCUUGCAAAAAGAUGUGAUGUCACAUAGUGAGUCUGACAUGAAAGACAUGAACGUUGAAACUCUGAAUCAUUUUGUGGAGAUUGUGGACUUUGUAGCAGUACAAACUUGUUCAGACAAGUCGAUGUUAAAGUCGAGAGCAAGAAUGCCUAGACUUCAAUUGGGGGAAAAGAAUGAUGUUGUCUCUCGUCACCUGAUUUCGUCGCUCUCCCCAUGGGCAAUUAAACAAUAA
This is a messenger RNA of Phycomyces blakesleeanus NRRL 1555(-), 879 nucleotides long. RefSeq lists its product as hypothetical. The transcript is spliced from 6 exons. Bases 1 to 879 code for a protein of 292 amino acids. The record is from RefSeq and is a predicted model, not a curated record. Lineage: Eukaryota; Fungi; Mucoromycota; Mucoromycetes; Mucorales; Phycomycetaceae.